CUAGAAGAUUAUGAGCAAGUGGUUCUAGAUGCUAAGGUAUCGACAAUUGAAUCUGAAUCCUCUGAUAAUCAUGAUUACUUGCUAUUGAGGUCAUAUGUUUGGUAUCCAUCCCUUAGACUAUACACACGUCUCGAUCAGAUUCAUGUCUUUGACGCUAACAAGGGCAAUGGACGGGAAUUGUGCAAGGCAAAGGAUCAACAGAAAUGGAUGAAUUUAAGGCGUCUCAAUUGAUUGGCCCCCGGAGGCACUAGAUCUUGACGAUGCCAGAGAAUACCAUCGGGCUACUUCUGCCUCUUGCAACAAAUCUCAAUAAGACACAUGUUCAACGGCCCAUGCAAAUGAAUGAUAUCUAUGAUGGAACUCAUAUGCCACGAACGCUAGGAAUAUUACAAACGGGGAAAUCUCAAAUCAACACCUAGGCGCAGCACGAGAAAGAGACGGCAUCAUAGUAGAGUAGGGCCCAAAAUUAUCAUAUAGUCUAAACUGAGGGACUCGCAUCAGGGGCAGAGGUAGGAAUAGCUUCCUUGUCCUUGCUCUCCAUCGGCAUUAUACCAGAAUCGUCCGACGAGAACGACGGCGUGCGAACACCCUCCCGAAUUUGAGCUUGCGUCAGAGGCGACAACCCACGACGUAGUGAUUUAGAGCCUUUGCGUUUCCGUUGUUGAGGGCUCGCUUCUGGCCCCGAGAUCGACGGAGUGGUGCUCCCACGACGGGGACGGCCAGUUGCGGAGGAGCGAGAAGGUGGCCGGUCAUCAACAUCAACUGGGGUGGAGCUGCGGGAGGAGGUCCGAGAAUGAGAUGAUUCGGACCUGGUGUUGCGGCGGGUAGCAGGUGCGCGAAGUUCCUGGCUGAGCCUUGAUGAGACGGAUGGGGCAUGUUGAUGAUGAGCGCCGGGUCGGAACUUGGACUCUGAUUCUAGAGAUUUGUGGAGGGUGGCUGAUACUAGGCGGCGGCGCUGCGAGGCGCGCCAGCCUAAUCCAAGACGCCAAAACCAGCCUCCCUCGGCCUGGGCAAGCUGGCGCUCACGCUCGCGCAGUUUAUGACGCAGCUGAGCUCGGCGCUCGUUUUCCUUAUCCCAGAAGUCGGUACGAUAGUCGUCCCAGUUCUCGCGGAACUCGGGUGAGAAUGAUUUGGGUAGCAAAAGUAGGCGGAUAUAGUCACCACCGGCACUGAGGUCUUCUUCCACCAGGCCGGACUCGCUGUCGCCGCCAUUAUAGUAUUGCUGGUAGUGCUGCCGACUACGCUGCUUAUCGGACGGGUGCCGCUCGACGAGGUGGAAAUUGCCCGACGACGAAGGGAAAAAUGGCGCGGAGAAAGGGAAGAGGAAGGAGACGUAGGAGAGCAUCUCUUGCCACCAAGGCCCACGGAUCACGAUGAUCUUGGUGUUCAUCACGCGCAGGCCACGAUUCGCAACCGCCAGCCACCGACGGGGCCAGCGGAUACCGCGCUCCCACUGCCCUGUUCCCCAAACUAGCAGAGCUGUCACUACCCCACCAAGAAGAGCGACUUUCUCUCCCAUUUCAAUCACCCAGUAUACCGAGCCACCCACACCGCGUCCAUCUUCGCGGGGACGCAGGAACAAUGCAUAUGCAAAGUAGGCGAUCCAAGCUGCAAGGAGUAGCAGAAAGAAGGUGUUUUGGCGGCGACGCUCUCGCAGUGCCAGGUAUUGUGCACGAAGCGAGGCUUCGAGAAUCAACAGAUUCAAAUAUAUUUGAGGUGGGGAGGAAGGUAGUGUGGCUAGAGGAUCUGGUGUUGAGGGCCGCUGCGAGGACGACGAGUCCGACGUUGUUGGUGGUCGGGUGGGAUUCAACGGCUCCGGCGUGGGAGCGCGGGCAGUCGACGACACCGGAGCGCCCUUGACGAGCUGGUCCAAAGGCGAAGUCAUGGUAUUCUCUCGAUUUGUAGAAACGAAUGCGGCCACCCAAAUCAACGGCCCUGGCGGCCCAGUACAGUGGUCAUCGCGGGGUAAACAGUAGAAGCGUGAAGCAGGAAGGGGGAAGAUCGGAAGGGGAAGACACGCGGAUCGCGGCGACAUCAUCGCUGUCCGCCUUUUCCCACUUUUCUCGAACUGUAUAUAUACUCUUCCUGCUUUUCCUGCUUUCUACUGACUUGACCUGGCUGAUCUCACCCUUUGUCGCAUUCUCGAUUGAUUCAGAAUCAUCUCCUGGUCUUUUCUCUUCGGUCGUCUUCCGUCGGCUCUUCUAUCCCUCCGACUCCCUACGGUUCGACGUAUGCGCCUGGUUGCCUGUCGGGGUUAAGCGGCGUGGCUUGUCUCCGGCUUGACUUCUUCCGCCCUCGACAGCCCAUGAGCGUCGCAUCUCAACUUCUCCCAGCGACAGAAACUAUCUGUCAGGUUGGCUCACGCUCGGCCAACCCUAUACGCUCCAUCGUCCUUCCAGUCUCUCGGGGUUGGGGCAAUUCUGCGCACCUGGUUGCUUUUGCCACCUACUCUCUUGGACGUCGUCAAUACUCCUCAAUGACCUCAGAGUCCCUGAAUCCGUCUCAAGAGGAAUCGCGUGAACAUAGAAGGCACGCAUCACCAAUGCAAGGCCAAGAAGGAACCCCGUAUGCUGCGCGUGCAGCUGCUGGGGCGGCGGCUGCCAGCACCUCAUUCUUUCCGUUGGGGUACCGAGAAGGUUUUAGUCAAUGGUGGGCUCGCUUACCUGCGGCUGCUGCGGAGCACAAGGUCCUAUCCUAUCUGCCGUAUCUUCACCACGAGCCUCCAACCCACCUUCAGACAGGUAACACGGCGAGUUUCCCCAACGGAUCUACACCGGACAGCCUACAGUCCGCCGACUACAAUCAGCAAGGGCAGAUUUCGACCAACUCCCUCAAUGACCCUUAUGGUCCCCGCCGAUGGAGCUCCAGCAUGGUGGAGCUUUCCGGAAAAGACCGGGCGCUCAACGAAUUUUCGGUAGAGCGAGUAGGCGAGGAAGCCGACCAGCAUUUGGUGAUGCUUCACGGCUACGGCGCCGGUCUAGGCUUUUUUUACAAGAACUUUGAGCCACUGAGCCGACUGAGGGGCUGGCAGCUCCAUGCCUUGGAUAUGCUCGGCAUGGGUCGUAGCACACGGCCACCAUUUAAGAUCAAGGCCAAAGAAAGAGAAGAGGCUAUUCGUGAAGCAGAGGCAUGGUUUGUUGAUGCGCUGGAGGAAUGGCGCAUCAAGCGCAAGAUUGAUCGAUUCACUUUGCUUGGUCACAGUCUCGGCGGCUACAUGGCAGUCGCUUACGCUCUCAAGUACCCUGGCCACCUCAACAAGCUUAUCCUAGCUUCCCCUGUGGGUAUCCCUGAGGACCCAUAUGCGGUGACGGCGGAUGUACCCGAGCCAUCGGAAUCCACACUCGCCAACGAGCUUACACAGGAUCAGCGGGAUAUCGCCUCGUCCGCUGCAGUUCCGGGGUCUGCUCCCAAGACAACUGACGGUAGCUUCAUCACCGGCCGCAACCCUGAGCCAGGUGCCGAUGCCGCAAACCGCCCGCCCCGCCGCAACAUGCCCAAGUGGUUCGCUUAUUUAUGGGACGCAAAUAUCUCUCCCUUCAGUUUGGUACGAUGGACCGGUCCUCUUGGCCCGCGAAUCGUGUCUGGCUGGACCUCGCGCAGGUUCUCGCAUCUCCCGGCUGACGAGGCAAAGGCGCUUCAUGACUAUUCAUACUCCAUCUUCAGUCAACGCGGCAGUGGCGAGUAUGCCCUGGCAUACAUUCUUGCCCCAGGCGCCUUUGCCCGCAGCCCUCUAAUUCGCCGCAUCCACGGUGUUGGACGCCAGAUGAUUGGCGCUGACAACAACCCACUCCCCAACCCUGCUUCGGCAUCCUCCUCGUGUUCUAUCUUCCCCCACGCGUCAGCCAAGGCUGCGGUCCCUGAAAGUGCUCCGGCGGAAGACCCCACUCCAACUUCAACUGAAGCGCCCGCUCCUCGUCGCGAGAACGGUCUUCCAGUCGUCUUCAUGUACGGCGACCAUGAUUGGAUGGACGUCUCUGGCGGCCACGCUGCUGCUGCCCGCCUAGAAGAUGAGAAGCAGCGAGUCCUGGCAAGCGCCACGCCAGAAGAGCGACAAACCGAUCAGGGCUCUUCCAAGGUUGUCGUCAUCAGCCGAGCCGGGCACCAUCUCUACCUUGACGGAUGGAAAGAAUUCAACAAGGUCGUUCUGGCCGAGAUGGAAGAUGUCAGUCGGCGGGAGAGAGCGGCGUGAGCAUGUCCUGUUUGGAAGAGUGCGUCGUCCACGAGUAAUGGACAAUGAAAAUUUGUUGGAGCGUGAUAGCGUGAUUUGGAAGGAGGCGUGAAUAAUUUGGGACUCCUCUCUCUUUUGGAGUUUUUUGGGAUUUAUCCUUAUGGGAUGGGAUGCUGUUUUUCUUGACAGAAACCCAUCACCCAGUAAUAUAACUUAUUAGACAUAGAUCCUGAACAGAGAUCAAUUCAUCAGUCUUGUACUUAUCUUCAAUUCCGAAUUGAUGCCGUUGUAUACAAUGGAACUCUCGGGGUAUACACGAAGUUGAUCAUUUCCUAUCGACGAGACUGUCGGAAUACUCGAGCCAGCAGUGCAGGUCCAAGCAUUCUACGAAGCUUAUCACCAACUUCCAGUUUUUCCAGUCACUCUCCCCCCUCAUCUGGCCUAGUUGGACAUACCUUCAGUGGAUGGACCAUUUGGGUGUG
This is a messenger RNA of Penicillium brasilianum, 4650 nucleotides long. NCBI's taxonomy places the organism in Eukaryota, Fungi, Ascomycota, Eurotiomycetes, Eurotiales, Aspergillaceae. The record is from the annotation of a GenBank genome assembly.